Molecule: messenger RNA, 1143 nt
Organism: Nanorana parkeri
Lineage: Eukaryota; Metazoa; Chordata; Amphibia; Anura; Dicroglossidae
Gene: AVPR1B
Product: arginine vasopressin receptor 1B
Exons: 2
Coding region: 1-1143 (380 amino acids)
Biological process (GO): G protein-coupled receptor signaling pathway; positive regulation of vasoconstriction; regulation of systemic arterial blood pressure by vasopressin
Cellular component (GO): membrane
Molecular function (GO): peptide binding; vasopressin receptor activity
Source: RefSeq, a predicted model, not a curated record
AUGGACCCCUACCCCCUAUAUUCGUCUGUGAAAUUCUACAAUAUUGUGAAUUCUUCAGACUUGAGAGAUGAAGAUUUAGCUAAGGCUGAAGUGGCAGUCUUGAGUAUUAUUUUGACCAUCACAAUGAUAGGAAAUGCCGGAGUAUUGCUUGCUAUAUACAGAAGAGUGAAAAAGAUGACCAGGAUGCAUCUCUUUAUUGUUCACCUUGCUAUCACUGACUUGGCAGUAGCCCUGUUUCAGAUUUUACCCCAGUUGAUCUGGGACAUUACUUUUCGAUUCAUUGGCUCUGACUUUCUUUGUAGGACUGUGAAAUAUACUCAAGUGAUGAGCAUGUUUGCGUCUACUUACAUGCUCAUGAUGAUGACUAUAGACAGAUACAUUGCAGUAUGUCAUCCACUAAAAACUUUGCAACAGCCAACACAACAUGCUUAUAUCAUGAUUGGGACUACAUGGAUUAUCAGUUGCCUUUUAAGUCUCCCUCAAAUCUUCAUUUUCUCUAUAAGGGAAAUUGAUCAUAACACAGGAAUUAUAGAUUGCUGGGCUGACUUUAGAUAUCCAUGGGGUGCUAAAGCCUACAUCACAUGGACCACCGUUUCUUUAUUUGUUGUGCCCGUUGGAAUCCUUGUAGUAUGCUACAGUUUAAUUUGCUGUGAGAUAUGCAAGAACCUGAAAGGGAAGAUUCAGACAUCAAGACAUAGGCAGGUGAUGCCCUCCAGAGUAAGCAGUGUACAAACUAUUUCCAGAGCCAAGAUCAGAACAGUAAAGAUGACUUUUGUCAUUGUUCUUUCAUAUAUUAUAUGCUGGACACCUUUCUUCAGUGUUCAGAUGUGGUCUGUAUGGGAUGAAAAUGCUCCAGAUGACGAUUCUUCAGACAUUGCAUUUACCAUCACUAUGCUGCUGGCCUGCCUAAGUAGUUGUAGUAACCCUUGGAUCUAUAUGUUCUACAGCAGUCCCCAAUUGUGUCCACGGGUCCCUCUUCCUCAUUCACACAGGCAGAAUUCUACGGGUAGUGCAUCAAGCCAUCGGGAUACCCUUCUGAUACAGAUUCGGACACACUCGUUGCAGAUGCAAGCCACGUGUCAGAGCAUUAGGGAUCUUUACCCAGCAUUUGAUGACACAGUCAUAGAAACAGGACUCCUCUAA